Dioszegia hungarica is the source of this 2499-nucleotide messenger RNA. RefSeq lists its product as uncharacterized. The transcript is spliced from 15 exons. Lineage: Eukaryota; Fungi; Basidiomycota; Tremellomycetes; Tremellales; Bulleribasidiaceae. The record is from RefSeq and is a predicted model, not a curated record. Bases 1 to 2499 code for a protein of 832 amino acids.
AUGUCCUUCUCGGUCAUUGAUGGACCGCACGGCGGCUGCAUCCUUGCCUUGAUCGCUUGCACCUUCGUGAUUGGUAUGGACACCAUCGCGCAAGAUUUGGUCCGGAAUCACGGGGUAUCCUCGGCGCAGGCUGUCUUCAUGCGAAUGACGCUCACAAUUCCACCCCUGCUCGUCUGGUCCUACUUCUUCCAGAGCGACGUCUUCGAUCAGCUGGAUGUCCGAACCUCAGAGCCUCACGAAUCUGCUGUCUCGACAAUACCCCUCCUCAAACUCCCGCUAUACGAUGAUCAUGUUGGAGUCGAAGAUGACAUUCCGACGGCUCCCUUCAUUCCCGCUCAUUCUCUUGACGACGAUAAGCCGCAGCAUAGCGCCCAUGUCGCUCGACUGGUGUGGCUUCGGUCCUUGAUCUGCUCGGUAGGACUGCUAUGUGCCUACGCAUCUUUCGAGUAUACCGCCAUGUCUGAUAUUGUGGCAAUCAUGAAUACGCGCUUCUUUCCCGCCGCACUCUUGUGCUGGCUCAUCCUCGGCGAAAGAUGCAGUUGGCGACUCGUCAUGGCAGCUGCGAUCUCGACGGUUGCAGUCAUCUGCAUUGUUCAACCAUCAUUUCUGUUUCAACCUCGACUCCCUUCGAUCUCCGCACAGUACCAGCAGCGCUAUCUGGGCCAUAUCCUGGCUGUCAUGGCGACAUUAACGCAAGCUGCUGAUUUCGUAGCAAUGCGGAAGAUCGGACGGGACAUGGCGGUAGUGAGCAUCUUGAUGGCCUACGCUAUCACAGCGAGCACCGUCAGCCUCGUCUUAUACUUCUCACGGUUUGCAUCAGCCGCUCCUCCUCCCGGCCCUUGUGAGGCAUUGCUGACCCAAGUGAAGGGCGUCUCGCUCGCAUCUCAAAGCUUCUUCGUUAUGGCUUUGCAAAGAGAAACAGCAGCUCGGGUCUCAAUAGUCAGCUUCAUGCAGAUUGUCUUCGCAGUCCUAGCUCAGAUCGUAUUUCAGAGCGACGUGCCAAGCUUGCUGAAGAUCGGUGCGAUGCUGGCGAUCAUGACCAGUGGAAUAUGGCCGGUCUUGACGGAGAAGACAAAAGAUCCUUACGCGGCGGUUCUUACAGACGAGACUGACAGGCCUGGCACUGCUCGCAUGCCAGCCCGUGAUCGUGGUGGUCGUAAUGACAGGAUGGCCCAUAGUACAUACACCUAUCCUUUGACACGUAUUUCGCUCUAUUGGCGAUCGUAUCCCUUGUCCCGCUGCUUUGAUCCUCAGACACCACUCAUCAAACUGAAAAGCAACUGCUUGUCUAGCCAUCUGACAACAGCCACGCAGAUCUCGCGCAAUAUGCCAAUCCCAAUCCUGGAUGGCCCAUACGGCGGCGUCCUCCUAGCCUUGACAUCAUCCGUCUUCAUCGUCGGUAUGGAUGCAAGUGUUCAAGACCUCGUCCGAAAUGAAGGAGUCACGCCAGUGCAGGCUGUCUUUGUGCGCAUGAUGAUGACGAUCCCGCCCGUCCUGCUAUACUCGUGGAAAUAUCAACCGGGGGUCUUUCAGCAGUUGAACGUCUUUCCAGCGCCUGUCGAGCCGGUCCUGCCUCAACAUACUGUCGGCGAUGGCAGUCCGAGAGAGAGAGGGAAGACGUCGCCCCUGUUGCGGACCUUGUCUCCGGUGACGGAGGAGCCAGACCGUGAUCACCACCGCGCAAGACUUGUGUGGCUCAGGUCCAUUGUCUGCUCGAUGGGUCUCUUCUGUGCCUACUCGGCCCUCGAGUACGCAGAUCUCUCUGACGUUGUGGCCAUUGUCAACACGCGCUUCUUUCCAGCUGCCGCGCUUUGCUGGUUGGUUCUGGGCGAGAGAUUUGGUUGGCGGAUGGGCAUCUCGGCUGUGGUGUCAACUGCUGCAGUGAUGGCCAUUGCCCAGCCAGCUUUCCUCUUUUCGCCGCCCAAUUUGGGACUCGAUGAGUCGCCAAGGCUCAAUCGGCGAUACUUGGGCUAUGCAUUUGCACUCGGAACCACAUACACCCAGGGCGUGAACAGUACGUCGGACCCCGAGGGUGGAAGCUCGCUCAUCGCUACAGUGCUGAUCAUGCGGAAGGCCGGCAAGAGUGUCAAGGUCAUGAGCUUACUUCUCGCCUACGCCGUGACUGCUUCGAUGAUGAGUCUCCUGCACAUCUGUAUGAGCGGAGCACCGUGGACAGUCUUGGGUACGCCAAUGCUCUACGCCAAAUUUGCGCUGCUCACGCUGGUCUCAUUUGCCUUCCAGAGCUGCUUCAUCAUGGCUAUUCAAAGAGACACAGCUGCUAGGGUUUCCAUCCUCGCUUAUCUGCAGGUAAGCACAGAGCUCGACCUGACUAGACUGAUCGUCUUCGCCAUCAUCGCUCAGACGGUGAUCCACGGAGCAGUUCCGGGAUAUACAAAAUUGGUGGCGAUGGCUGCGAUCAUUUUCAGCGGGGUAUGGCCAAUCGAAGACACGGCGGCCCUCCUCCAAUCUGAAGAGGACGAAGCUGCUGAUACUCCGUGA